Linnemannia hyalina is the source of this 687-nucleotide messenger RNA. The record is from the annotation of a GenBank genome assembly. NCBI's taxonomy places the organism in Eukaryota, Fungi, Mortierellomycota, Mortierellomycetes, Mortierellales, Mortierellaceae.
AUGGUUGUCAUCACAUAUUGUGUCGAAUACGCCGAGUCACAGAAGAGUGUCUGCCUCAAGUGCAACAAGGUCAUCCCCAACAAGUCCCUCCGUGUCGGCCGGAUGGAGCGGACCUCUGAGAAGGAGAAGAAGAAGUUUGCAAAGUUUCGUUGGUACCAUUUCAAGUGCUUCGAGGUCCCCGAGAUUUUGACCAAGCUCCCUGUGCAUUUGAUCCGUGGACAAGUUAACCUGUUGGACAAGGACAAGUUGCGUCUGGAAAAGGUGAUCAAGUUGGGAGUAGGCGCAUCAUGGAGCCAGAUCGUGGACCAGCACAAGAAGAAGGCCAAGGAGGAAGAAGAAGCCGCCGCUGCCGAGGCUCUUGAGAACGGCACGCCUCUCCCACCCAAGCCCUCAAAAGACGACCUCAUGGAUUCUGACGAUGAUGGGGCCAAUGCCAAGGAUUUCACAUCACAGUUGACGGGUGAGGUCGACCGGAAACAGGAGCGCAAGAACCGAAAGGUCAACAAGUUGAAGGCCAAGACCGAUGGUGCCAAGGUUGCUAAGAAGGAGUCAGCAGGAAACAAGGGAACGAAAAACAACAACAAGGAUACCAAGCCCAUGUCGGCCGUUGCUAUGGCUAUUGCUGCAACGCGGGAGGAUAGUCAGAAGAAGAUGGAGCAGAUGAAGAACAAGUUCGGCAAGAAGUAA